CGUCGCUCUGGAACUCAUGCAAAGCGGCCUUUGUGCUUAUAGCUCGUCCACCUUGCCCCUUCUAUAUCGCCUCUGCCUACAAUUCAUAUGAGUGCCGCCAGUGAUUCUGGUGCUGAGCGAACGAUUGACGAGGCGACGGCCUUGGCAAGGCUGCUCGAGGUCUCCCGGAUCGUACUCCAACAGGCCGUCGAUCUUGUGGCCAGCUCAUUGAGUACAAACGAGCAACUCACCUAUACAUCCAAAUUCAUACCUGGGUCUACGAUAGGCAAACAUCUAAGACACGCAAGAGAUCACUUCGUCCUUCUCAUGGAUGCUAUCGCUUCGCCUCCACCUCAUGUUCUCAAUUACGACUCCAGAUCUCGUAACACGCCCAUGGAGAGUAGCCGAGAAGCCGCUCUGGAAGCAUUGAUAACCACCAUAGGCAGGCUGGAGAGGGUUGUCCCGACUUCCAGAAUGGACGAACAGAUAACCCUGCAUGCGGUUACGCCCUACCCUCAAAUAAUGCAAACAACGUUUGGGAGAGAGUUGUGGUUCACUGGCCUACAUGCGAUCCAUCAUUGGUCCAUGGUCCGUGUUAUUUCCGGUGAACUAGGCAUUCAGUUGGAGCCCUCAUUCGGGUUUGCACCGUCAACGCUGGUUUACAACGGCUCCCAUGCUCCGCUGGGCAAGCCAAAGAUGUAGUAGUAAUGAUUUCUUCUGUCGUAAUGCCCGGCCUUGCUCGUCUAGCGCUAUACGUUUGCUAUCGGAUUGUUGUUCUCCAUAGUGCCCUCGCGACAAGGAAACUAUUCAAUGUCAUUGCAGGGAAUGCGUUGACAAUGAGUUGCAAAGGAGUCCCUUCGAGUAGUAACAGAUGACAAAGGUGUAUCUAGCGCCUUUCCUCCAUCUUGAUAUAUGUGCCAAAC
This is a messenger RNA of Laetiporus sulphureus 93-53, 902 nucleotides long. RefSeq lists its product as uncharacterized. Lineage: Eukaryota; Fungi; Basidiomycota; Agaricomycetes; Polyporales; Laetiporaceae. The record is from RefSeq and is a predicted model, not a curated record. Bases 88 to 681 code for a protein of 197 amino acids. The transcript is spliced from 5 exons.